Molecule: messenger RNA, 1500 nt
Organism: Camellia sinensis
Lineage: Eukaryota; Viridiplantae; Streptophyta; Magnoliopsida; Ericales; Theaceae
Source: RefSeq, a predicted model, not a curated record
AUGACAGUAGACGAAUUCUUUGCAUGUUAUAAGGCCUUGGGGCAACAGGAGACGUGGGUCACUCUGCAGGUAGCAGUGAGGAGAGGGUUGGUAGCGGGGCUAUCGUCGUUGAUCAAAGGGUGGCGACCACGAUGGUUCUACGUGUCUGCCAAUGGGGGACUUGGAGUGCGCACCAUUUGGAAAGUGCCCAUCAGGUUGGGUCCAAGGCCAAGUAGUGGGGACCUCGACCGGGCGGAGUUGGAGGCGAGGAGAAGGGCUCAGGAGGCAGAGGAUCAGGCCAUCCUGGCUAAAGCCCAAAAAUUCAAAGAGUCCCAGGUCGACCGACCACCAAAACCGGUUGUGAGGGAGAGGAUUCGACCCCGCCCCAAACCCUUGGGAGAGAAAAACUUAGGCGAUUUUGUGCCACGGCUGCCCCCAAUAGACCCUUUGAAAGAGAGGUCUUUGAAGGAGAUAGAGGCGUUGGGCGUGGGAAAGAAGAAGAAAAGGGUGAGGCGGAGUGAGGAAGUGUCUGCCCAGAAGAGGAGGAGGGAGACAAGUGUGAAAGAAACCAGUGCUGCCAACGGGGCUGAGGGGAGAGAAGUGGAGGGGACCCCAGGAAGGGUAGGUGGCCCAGAAACGGUGGAUGUUGCUUCAGAGGGCAUGGAGGUGGUGCCAGUGGUGGUGGGGAUCGCCGCGGGGGUCGCGAGGGUCGUCCCUGAAGGGCAAGGAGAAGAUGGGGCAAACGGCCCUGGCUUAAGAAGAGAAGAGCAGCCCCAGGGGGGCCCUACACCCCAAGGAGGGGGAGUUGGUCUGACCAUAGCAAUCUACCACGCUCGCGCGGUGGCUGGGCGGCUGGAAUUCAACGAGGCUGAACUGCUGAGGAGGUUAUGCUCCGCACAAAUUGAGGUAACCACCUUAGCAGGGGUUUCGAAACUCAAGGCAGAUAAGGGCAAGGCCCAGCUUGCAAAGUUGGAGAGGGAGAGGGCGAGUUGGAAAGCUGCCCAUGCUGAUCUGCAAGCAGUUGAGGUGGAGCUGGAGAGCACACGCCGCCAGGUUGUGUCGCUCGAGUUCCAAUUUGCUGACGAGCAGAAGAAGCAAAAAGAUGAGGCCGAUGGCAAAGUGGGCGAUCUCCAGAAGGAACUAGAGAGCGAGCGCGCUAAGGCAAUAGAGGAGAAGGGGAGGCUUCAGAAGGAGUUGGAAACAGAGAGAGCGCAGGCGACGGCGGAGAAGGAGAGCCUGAAGAAGGAAUUGGAGGCGGAAAAGGCAAAAACUGCGUCGGAAAGGGCGGCCCUGCAAAAAGAGCUGGACGAAGAGAGGGCGAAGGCAGCCUCUGAAAGGGCGGCUUAUCCCGAUCUAUGCGUCGCAGCAGUGGAGCAAUUCAAAGGGUCUGCCAAAUUUCAAAUGGUGGUUGUUGUCGCGGUCGCGAGCAGCCUGACUAUGCAAGAAUCUAGGGGGACGGGCCCAUCGAGGACGACUGUUGGAGGAAGAACUGAAGCAGAAGUUAUUGAAAGCUUCCAGUAG